AUGCAUCCUGCGCAGCUCAAAUUAUUACUCUCGCUAUUGCCCAAAGUACCCUUGAUGGCGCGGGUGGCCCUUCUUCACGUCUUGCACUUAUCCAAGUCGUCGCAGUAUCUUGACCUGCGGAGCGACCUCAUUGUCUCGGUCCUACGUUCAUACCUGCAGCCGAGCAAGCCACGGUCCAUCACUUCCACCCAGAAGCUCGCCAACCGGGAUAACGGCGUAAAGGGAAGAAUAUGGGUCUCCACAUACGCCAGUUCGGUCCCGGAAACCGAUGUUCGUGAUGCGCUGGUUGGGGCCAUUCAGUCACUGAGGACACCAGAUACACCAGAGAUUGCUCUACGAUUGCCGGACAUUGUGCCCGUCGAGGGUGAGUGGACAGGUUACCGUUCUGGUGCCACGAGCGAGGAACGGCAACCCCAGAUCGGAGAAAAGGAAAAAUACGAAAACCUCCAAAAAGAGGUCACCAGUCCCCUGACGGUCUUAUACUUUCAUGGUGGAGCAUACUACCUCCUCGACCCGUCAAGUCACCGUCCGACUACCAAGAAGAUAGCCAAGCUGACUGGCGGACGAGUGUUCUCCGUCCGUUACCGACUUGCCCCGCAGAACCCCUUUCCGGCGGCUCUGCUGGAUGCUCUCAUUUCCUACCUAACACUUCUAUAUCCGCCUUCCGACGCCUACAAUCAACCGGUUGACCCGAGACAUAUAGUUAUUGCUGGAGACAGUGCCGGCGGCAACUUGAGCCUUGCCUUGCUACAACUCUUAUUGGAACUGCGCCGACAAAACAGAAGAAUCCGCUGGCAUGGCGAAGAACGAGAUAUUUUACUACCUGGCGGGCUUGCUCUGAACUCCCCAUGGCUCGACAUUACACAAAGCUCGGCAAGCUGGGACGUGAACAAGGACUUUGAUUAUCUUCCGGCUGCUGAGGUAUAUGCUAAGCACAGUCCGCCACCAUGCGAUGCAUGGCCCGCGAACCCCCCACGAACGGCUCUGUACGCAGACGAUGAUCUUCUAGCGCACCCGCUGGUGACACUUGUCAUGAGCCGAAACUGGAAAGGCGCGCCGCCUGUAUUCAUUUGCACUGGAUGGGAGUUGCUGGCGGACGAAGAUAAGUACAUGGCUCGCAAACUGCACGAGGAUGGCGUGCCAGUAGUGUUUGAAGAGUACGAGGGCAUGCCGCACUGCUUCUCCCUCAUCCUGACAACAACGCCAAACGCCAGGCGUUGCUUCGACGGCUGGACUGGUUUCAUGAAGAGGAUCAUAACGCAUCCGGAUACCAUCAGUUCCAAGGCUAUUUCAGUCAAGGCCAAGACACUCGAGGAAGUCCCUCUAACCUUUGAGUCUUUGUUGAGUGAUAUCAGCGAGGAGGACAUGCGCCAGAGGGUCCUAAAGAAGACAGAGGCGAGUUUGGCAUCCUCUCCAGAAGUAGUACCAAAGCUAUAG
Messenger RNA from Colletotrichum graminicola M1.001, 1437 nucleotides. RefSeq lists its product as uncharacterized. Gene Ontology annotation, molecular function: hydrolase activity. The record is from RefSeq and is a predicted model, not a curated record. The transcript is spliced from 2 exons. NCBI's taxonomy places the organism in Eukaryota, Fungi, Ascomycota, Sordariomycetes, Glomerellales, Glomerellaceae. The coding region runs from base 1 to 1437 and encodes 478 amino acids.